Messenger RNA from Myotis davidii, 766 nucleotides. It is a transcript of the gene ATOH8, whose product is annotated as atonal bHLH transcription factor 8. The record is from RefSeq and is a predicted model, not a curated record. The transcript has 5 exons. Gene Ontology annotation, molecular function: DNA-binding transcription factor activity; protein dimerization activity. Bases 1 to 630 code for a protein of 209 amino acids. Lineage: Eukaryota; Metazoa; Chordata; Mammalia; Chiroptera; Vespertilionidae.
AUGAGAGCCUUUUCAUUCUGGCAACUCUAUGACUUCAUGAAAUCCAUAUUCCUGUCCUUGCAGGGCUACGAACCUGGCUCCAUGGUCAGCGAGCAGAUCCUUGCCGGAGACCACAAUGCUGAGGGCCUGUUUGACUUGCUGUGUGACUACGGGAAAGCACACUCCUUUUCAGAGCCUCAGUUUCCCUACCACCUAAGCCUUCUGCUCCCGGCCUUCUUGCUCCGCUACUCGUCAAUUUCACACGUAAUUUACAAUAACCAUCCGGAUUCCUCCGCGUCGCCUAGGAAACGGCCAGGCGAAGCCACGGCCGCCUCCUCGGAGAUCAAAGCCCUGCAGCAGACCCGGAGGCUCCUGGCGAACGCCCGGGAGCGGACGCGGGUGCACACCAUCAGCGCAGCCUUCGAGGCGCUGCGGAAGCAGGUGCCGUGUUACUCAUACGGGCAGAAGCUAUCCAAACUGGCCAUCCUCAGGAUCGCCUGCAACUACAUCCUGUCCCUGGCCCGGCUGGCUGACCUCGACUACAGUGCCGACCGCAGCAACCUCAGCUUCUCCGAGUGUGUACAGCGCUGCACCCGCACCCUGCAGGCUGAGGGACGUGCCAAGAAGCGCAAGGGCACCCCCUUCCAGUGAUGUUAAGCCACUGAGUAUUAACAACAACAAGGACAGCUACUAGCACAGAUGGCAUAGUUUAGGCCCGUCAGUUCCUGCACUCAAGUUGCUCUCAGGCCCAGGGUUGGAGAUGGGGAGAGAGAAGAGGAAUCCCCAU